GCGUCCUCCUCCUCUCUCCCUCCGACACAUCCUCCGUCACGCUGGAACAGUUCACUUUGUGCGUGAUUUUUGCUCCCCCCUCCCCACUCCGCCGUGCCUUUCGCGGAGAGUUGAGUGGAUGGUAUUACCAGAGCCCCGCGUCCUCUCACCUCUGCGCUGCUCCGGAGCGGAGCGCUGGCCGGAGGACACGCGCAUCACGACAGAGAGCGGCGCGAGGAGCAGCAGGAGGAGGAGGAGGAGGAGGAAAGGGCUCUUACUUCUCGGAGGGGACGUCGCAGUUUAAAAACAAGAAAGGGGGAUAAAUAUGUAGACGAAGCAACAGCGGCUCUUGUUGACUUUUGAAGGAUUUUUUACAAAACUGCUGCGUUCAGGCGGAUGGUUGUGGGGUUUGUGGAGAGGAGCCGCUGCGUCUGCUGCAAGCCUCAGAUGAAGAUGAAGUCUGCGAGCGUCGUGGAUGGAGGCUUGUUCACAGAGAGCUAUUGUAACAUCUGCAAUGCCCAGCUCAUCUCCGAGUCCCAGCGCACCGCUCACUAUGAGAGUAAGAAGCAUGCCAACAAGGUGCGUCUGUUCUACAUGCUUCACCCUGAAGAUGGAGGACCUCCUUCCAAAAGACUAAGGCCAGACAACCCACAGGACUGUGCAGAGACAGAAGUAGACAGGAACAAGUGUUGUACCUUGUGUAACAUGUUCUUCACCUCCGCAAUUGUGGCCCAGUCUCACUACCAGGGAAAAACCCAUGCCAAGAGAGUCCGUCUGGUACUGGGGGAGCCACCCAACCUUCCCACAGCCAUGGCCAGCCCCACAAACACAGAUUCAUCUCCUUCCACGCCACUGUCCACAGACCCCACUGCGUGCCCCCCUCCUCCCCCUGCCCUUCCCUGGCCCACGGGAGUGGUCGGUGGAAAUGGCGGUAGAGAGGCGGGGAAGUAUUGCUGCCUGUGCGGAGCCUGGUUCAACAACCCGCUGAUGGCCCAGCAGCACUACGAGGGAAAGAAGCACCGCAGGAACGCAGCUAGGGCACGCCUCCUGGAGCAGCUAGCGGACAGUCUGGAUGCCACGGAGAGCACAGGGCUGCGCAGUAGUUACUCAUGCAGUGUCUGCAGUGUAGUCCUUAACUCCAUCGAGCAGUACCAUGCACACCUCCAGGGCUCCAAGCACCAGAACAACCUAAAGCAGCACCAGCAGUAAGCCCCUGAAACAGAGCACUCUGGGAAGAAGAAAAGAUGAAGACGGAGGUUAUUGUGAUAAACAGCCUGAAAAAAGAGGACUUGUCAGAAAGUAGUGCAGACUGAUUUCAGUGUGUGUGUCUGUGUGUGUGUGUGUGUAUAGACGGGGGUUACUGACAGCUAUGCACACAGGUAAAGUUUGAGUAAUUGAAAGUGUGUUAAUCUUCAAGAUUUGUUAAGCACCUUGUGUUUGAUACGUAUGACACCAACAACAGCCAGAGGACCUGUGGCUACUUAUUGUAACUCUUGUGUGAACCACAAUACUAAAAUUAAAAUGAUGUCAGCUCAUUGCCGAGAACGGUAAUAAUCAUUACAAUGAUCGUCAUAUAAUAGAAGUAAUAAAAACUGUAACUCUCAGUCCCCAAGUGCUCUGAUGGUGAUCCGAGUCUGUAUGUGGUCUUGGGUUUCUUUAUGUCUGUAAUAAGCUGUGAUACCGACGGUGAUACUAACAUGGCUCACUUUCAGACCACUUGAGACAUACUCAGGCCCAGAGUUUCAAAUCCAAGGAUAAGAAAACUUGCAGUGACCUCAGCCAUUACUGACUUUAUUAAUUUCCAUAACUCAAAAAGAAGGUAUUUUGGUUUAAGUUUAGUGUUAUUAAUCUGUGCAGUGGAUCGGUCUGUUUUUCAAAUUAAGUUAUUUUGAAACCCAUCUUCACAUAUUCCACGUAAUCAAGACCUGGAGAUUAAAGGGAAGAGAGCUGAAAGACUUUCAUACCUUUGCUCCAUGGAGGGUCUGUGCAUUUCUACUGUAAAAAACCUUUCCCACAGUACCGCUGAUGUCAGAGGCAGUCUGGAGGUCACAGAAGCUCUCUCAGAUGUAAACAAGAUUUAUUUAUUCCUCCGUUGCUUUGGCCAGAGAGAGAGA
Molecule: messenger RNA, 2093 nt
Organism: Cololabis saira (Pacific saury)
Lineage: Eukaryota; Metazoa; Chordata; Actinopteri; Beloniformes; Belonidae
Product: zinc finger protein
Exons: 7
Coding region: 376-1188 (270 amino acids)
Molecular function (GO): zinc ion binding; nucleic acid binding
Source: RefSeq, a predicted model, not a curated record